This is a messenger RNA of Nicotiana attenuata, 1805 nucleotides long. Its product is annotated as aldehyde dehydrogenase family 2 member C4. Lineage: Eukaryota; Viridiplantae; Streptophyta; Magnoliopsida; Solanales; Solanaceae. Gene Ontology annotation, molecular function: aldehyde dehydrogenase (NAD+) activity. The coding region runs from base 138 to 1640 and encodes 500 amino acids. The transcript has 9 exons. The record is from RefSeq and is a predicted model, not a curated record.
UCUUUAACCGACCCCCACGAGAAAAUAACCCCUCGGAUUUUAAGCCUAUAUAUAUGCUGUAAAUAUGCAUGUGCUUCUUCUUCUUCUUGUAAUUCCAUAAGACAAUACCAGCAGUUGAAAUUCUCAAAAAACAAAAGAUGGUGAAAUCUAAUGGAAAUUUAGAGUCUCACUUCCAAAUUCCAAAGGUUAAGUUCACAAAACUCUUCAUUAAUGGCGAAUUCGUUGAUUCUGUUUCAGGAAAUACGUUUGAAACGAUAGAUCCAAGAAAUGAGGAGGUAAUUGCAAGAAUUGCUGAAGGAGACAAAGCUGAUAUUGAUUUGGCUGUCAAAGCUGCCCGUGAAGCUUUUGACAAUGGCCCUUGGCCUCGUUUAUCCCCUAUGGAGAGGAGAAAUAUAAUGCUGAAGUUUGCAGACUUAAUCAUAGAAAAUGCAGAAGAAAUAGCAGCAUUGGAUGCAAUGGAUGCAGGAAAGUUAUUUGCUGCUGGAAAAACAAUGGACAUCCCUAGUGCAGCGCAAUUUAUGCGUUAUUAUGCUGGUGCAGCGGAUAAAAUUCAUGGGACGACUCUCAAGAUGUCACGCGAUAUACAGGGAUACACGUUGCUCGAACCAAUUGGUGUUGUCGGACACAUUAUUCCUUGGAAUUUCCCAACUCAGAUGUUUGUUAUGAAGGUUGGCCCUGCAUUAGCUGCUGGUUGUACUAUGGUUGUCAAACCGGCCGAACAAACCCCUCUUUCUGCUCUCUAUUAUGCUCAAUUGGCUAAGCAGGCUGGUGUUCCCGAUGGCGUGAUCAACGUCGUGACAGGAUUUGGAUCGACUGCUGGUGCUGCACUUUGCUCGCACAUGGACGUAGACAAGAUAAGCUUCACAGGUUCGACAGAAGUUGGGCGUCUAGUAAUGCAAGCUGCAGCGCUGAGCAAUUUAAAACCUGUUUCACUAGAAUUAGGAGGCAAGUCGCCUUUUAUAGUAUUCGACGAUGUAGAUGUGGAAAAAGUUGCACCUCUUGCUAUGAUCGGGAUUCUAUUUAACAAGGGAGAAGUUUGUGUGGCUGGAUCUCGUCUUUUCAUCCAAGAAGGAAUUUACGAUAAGUUUGUCAAGAAAUUGGUGGAGAUAACGAAAACAUGGGUGGUUGGCGAUCCUUUUGAUCCAAAUUCUCAUCAAGGACCUCAAGUCGAUAAGAAACAGUUUGAGAGAGUACUUUCAUACAUUGAACAUGGAAAGAGGGAGGGGGCUACAUUGUUAACCGGGGGCAACGCGUUGGAUCGGAAGGGUUAUUUCGUUGAGCCAACCAUAUUCACCGAUGUAGAAGAUCAUAUGAUAAUUGCAAAAGAAGAAAUAUUUGGACCUGUUUUAUCAGUAAUGAAGUUCAAGACGGUAGAGGAAGUGAUCAAGAGAGCUAAUUGUACACAGUAUGGACUAGCAGCUGGUGUUAUGACAAAUAACUUGAACAUUGCCAACACAGUUUCAAGAUCGAUUCGAGCUGGAGUUAUCUGGAUAAACUGUUACUUUGCUUUCGAUCCGGAUUGCCCGUAUGGAGGAUACAAAAGCAGUGGAUUUGAAAGGGAUUUGGGAAUGGAAGGACUUCAUAAGUAUCUUCAAGUAAAAUCUGUAGCCACUCCCAUUUACAACUCCCCUUGGCUGUAAAUUUUACAGACAUAAAGUGCAGUAAAAGAGAAUACUAUUGAUAUAUAAUAUCUCAUCUCAUGUUAUAUAACCAGACAAUAAAAUUUUGUUAUUUGAGGUACAUCCUUUUGGCUGUUUAAGUGCCUUUGUUUUUGGGAAUAGAAAAUUCAGUGUGAUAUUGUUUCA